GACGAGUACAAGUAGAGGAAGGGUUGUCGAGUGUAGGGUAGAGGUAGAUGCAGCUGGUGGUUGUUGGGCUAUACUGAGCAGAAAGGCGCUCGCCUUUAUACCAACCAAGACAUCCCCCAUGCGUCCUGCAUGCCCUCGGAUGCCCCACCCCGCUCAUCGCAUUCGCGCCAAGGCGCAGGGCAUAAACAUGCACUAUUCAAAGCACGCGGAGAUUCGGGUUGUGGCACUUUGCCUACGGAUGAACAGUUCCCCUAUGGCUAUCCGCAUGGGGUCUGAGGCAAAUUGGCUUCCUUCGCAUAAGAGGGCUAUGUGCCCCGUAUGCGAGAUGAGUGCUUGUACGCAAGCAGAUCUCCAGCGCAGGGCGGUAGAUGCGCGUCAUCCCUCGCGGGAGGGCCUUUCGCCUGUCGAUCCGGUCAUAGACGUCGCGGCCAUUUCCAUGAGCGGCGUAUCAAGCAGUGGCCGACAUUAAUCCUGAAAAAGGAGAAGAGGGCCUUCCUGGCCAAAGGCGCGCGGCUUUCAUUGCGAUGGGACCGGGUACUGCACACGCUGCAAAGAGGCGCCAUCUAUUGUCGAUUUGCCUUGUACGAUGAGCAUGACGGGCUUCCAUGAAAAUGUCGCGUUGGUGAGGCGGUCUUGCUUACCAGCCUGCUAGAUCCGUGCGAUAUACGUGUUGAGCGAUCAUUAU
Messenger RNA from Schizophyllum commune H4-8, 685 nucleotides. RefSeq lists its product as uncharacterized. The transcript is spliced from 4 exons. Bases 119 to 469 code for a protein of 116 amino acids. NCBI's taxonomy places the organism in Eukaryota, Fungi, Basidiomycota, Agaricomycetes, Agaricales, Schizophyllaceae. The record is from RefSeq and is a predicted model, not a curated record.